CGAGUUUCGAGCUCGGUCCGCGUAGACGACAUGGCCCGAUCGCGGAGUAUGGAUCAGUAAAAGCCACUGCUGCUCCCGAGUCCUCCAGGGCUGCUAUGAAUUACGACCUCCGCUAUUCAAGUGACUUAGUUGAUAUUGCUCCUACUCUGGAAAUACUAGAGAGGAGAGGGCUUUUACUGUUGCCCCAUGAUUGCUUUUACCUCGCAGCCUGCGUAUUUCCUCAGCACAGAUUCUGAGCGAUGAAUGGUGAAGAGAAUUUCGCCACACGCGGCUUGCCCAGUGACGACUGCUUGUCCCAAACGGGCAUGUGCGCUCUCCUGUGCCACUCUUCCUCCAGGCAUCCUGCAAAACGGUUACGAGAUCGAGCACGUCUGACGCAACACUGCCGCCUGGCUGUGACCGUGAUCCUUUUCACUUCGCCCCUGCCACUGCCACUGCCAUUGCCCAUCGAUGAUCUGGUCCUGAGGAGCAAGCAGGCAGUGUCGUCGACAUCAUCGUCCACCACACCAAACUGCCAAGCUACCUACCCUCCACGGCCGGCCGCGGGGAACUCCAACAACAAAAAUGUGGCACGUCAUGUCUGAGAGAAUCCGUUCCUGU
Messenger RNA from Westerdykella ornata, 600 nucleotides. RefSeq lists its product as uncharacterized. The coding region runs from base 240 to 584 and encodes 114 amino acids. The record is from RefSeq and is a predicted model, not a curated record. The transcript has a single exon. NCBI's taxonomy places the organism in Eukaryota, Fungi, Ascomycota, Dothideomycetes, Pleosporales, Sporormiaceae.